Durio zibethinus is the source of this 1343-nucleotide messenger RNA. RefSeq lists its product as uncharacterized. NCBI's taxonomy places the organism in Eukaryota, Viridiplantae, Streptophyta, Magnoliopsida, Malvales, Malvaceae. The record is from RefSeq and is a predicted model, not a curated record.
CACUUUCCUUAUAUUCCAUGCCUCACUCUUACGCACUCUUCAAAAGAGCAAAAACAGAGACUUGUCAAAAUAACAAAAGUUGAGAAACAGUCAAGCAGUCCCCUUUAAAAACCCUCCACUGAACUUCUUUUUCAUUUUUACUUGUGCAAAGUUUCCUUCUUUAUGGAAGAAAAUGAGAAUGAGAAUUGGAAUUGGAAUCCUUGGGAGUUUUUUAAGUCGAUUGAAAUUGUUACCAUGGUUUCUUCUUCAAAAACAAUUUAUAAUCUUUCUUCUCUUUCCUCAAAUGAUCCUCUUUUCUCAUGCAUUGUCACUCUUUACGUUUUAAUUCUUCUUUAUUUCCCUCAAAGCUUUUCUCUCAAAAUCCUGUUCUCUCCUGUCCUUAUUUUAACGGCUUCUCUCUUGCUUUCUCUCCUCCGUCUCGGUGCCAUCCAAACAGAAACCAAAGAAAAAAGAAGCGUCGCUGAAGCUGAAGUUGAAGCUGAAAAGACAGAUUUUUCACAACAAGAACUCAAAUGGGAGACAUGCAACGAAGACCCAGAGCCUAAAAUGCAGAGUUUCGAAGAAACGUUCGUAGAAUGGGACGUGAGAGCUCCGUUAGAGGUUAUAUACGAAGCAUAUGAAGAAGGAGAGGAUCCGAAAGAGAAUGAUCCGAAUUCAACCCGUGUUAUUGAGAGGUACCCUUCGUUGUCGCUAUAUUACCCGGAAUCUGACUCGGAUAGUUCGUCGUCGGAGACGGAUUUUCUGGCGAUCGGAAACGGGUUUUCGUCGGAGAAGAUAUGUUACAGUUGGGAAGAGGAAGACAGAGAAGGGUUGAUUGAGAUAGCUCUGGAUAAGAAAGAUUUGGAUUUUCGUGGGGAAGAAGAUAAUUUGAUAGAGAUUGAUAUUUCUUCUCUUAAGGGUUAGAUUCAGCUAAUGUUGCAUUAAUCAAAUUGAUCAAAGUUUAAAGUAAAAAAUAAAAAAUAAAAGUCUAAAGAGAGAUUUGAGCUUUUGGGGUUUGGAAUGAGAUUGUUUUGUAUUAUAUCAAUGUUUAAAGUACAAUUAGUCCCUAAACCCAAGACAUUUAAUUGGGUUAGCUGAUGACUGAUUUUUCGUUUUUUUUUUUUUGACAAGACCAAGAGUUGGUUGAGCGUUGAAGGGUGACACCUGGCUUUGUUGUUGCAGGGUAAAGUAGUAGACAUAUUAGAGUGCCUUGAUGAAUGGGCUUGAAUUCCAUGUUCAUGUCUUAAAUGUUACCCCAAGAAAUUCAUCACCAUUAGAGUGAUAGAGCUGUAAGAGAACAACCUAUGUAAAUCUUUCUUAUAAAUUAAAAUUAAAUAAUCAUCUCUUAUUGUUCUAAUGUAAUA